AACCGCACAGAAUUAUAACCGUCCUUUCCCUUUCAAAGUCGCAUUGUUCCAGUCAAAAAGCUUUAAAAGAAACAGUUGUGGUUUUGAUAAUAUUUGCGGCGACUGUUUAUGGAUUGUUCCUCUUUUUGCACACGUCAGGCUUAAUAAUGCGAUCCUUGUCUCUAAAGCGGAGAAAACGCACAACAAUAUGCCUAUUUUUACCUUCAUCCAAAGAUUCUAAAGCACCGAUUCUAUAAGUCGAUUCAAUCUCCGGGAGUUGCGAACGAACCCCCGGAAAUAAAGACUGAAACAUUUUAGCAAAAUAAUCCAGUGUGUCGGCAGAUUCUGAUUUCUCUUUUAAUCCAACAAUUCGAAUAUUAUUCUGACGCAACCGAGCUUCCAGAUCCACGAUCCGUUGUUGAGCCUUAUCCAAACAAGAAGAAAUAUCAGCCACAUUUCGAUUAACUUCUUUAUGAUCAAGUCACAGAGUCAAUUUUUUCUUCAAAUUUCUCUUUUAGUUGAGUUAUUUCAGUGCAGAUACUGCUGAUUCGAGAUUCUAAUCUCUUGACCCAAAGGGGUUCUUCGGCAAACUCGUCAGCCUUUUUAGAUUUCCCAUUAGACGUGUCCGGAUUUUGUCUGGUGCUCUUCGAAGUAGCCAUAAUUAUAACUAUUGCUGUACAGAUUCGACUGAAUAAAGUUGAAAUUUCAAAGUUUAAAUCGGAAAAGGAAGAGAUUAAAGGCAGACAGUCAGCAACUGAGUCUUACAUGUCCAAGAGCGGGAGGCAGAGUCCGACAAACUAACAAGGUAUCACCGGCAGAAUCAGAAAAGCCAAUAUAUUCAAUCUCUAUUACACCAUGUGCUAUAUUCAAGUUUGCUGAUGACACCUCUGUCAUAAGCCAAAUUAAAAUUAAUGAUGAAUCAGCAUAUUGGAGGGAGACUGAAAUCUGGCUGAGUGGUGUAAUAACAACUUCUUACUCAAUGUCAGCAAGACCAAGAAGCUGAUUAUAGUCUUCAGGAGAAGGAAACCAAAGUCCUCAUUGGAGGAUCAGAGGUGGAGAGGGUUAGUGACAAAAUUCUUAGGUGUUAUUAUUUUGGAGGACUUGUCCUGGGCUCAGCACAUAAGUGCAAUUGUGAAGAAAAGACGGCAGCGCCUCUAUUUCCUUAGGAACUUGCAGAGAUAUGACAUAACAUCUAAAAUUUUGACAAACUUCUAUAGAUGUGUAGUGGAGAGGAUAUUGACUGGCUGCAUCAUAACCUGGUAUGGAAAUAACAAUGCCCUUGAAUGAAAAUCCUGCAAAAGGUAGUGGAUAAGGCCCAGUCCAUCAUUGGUACAGCCACCCAACUAUUGAGCAUAUCUAUAUUAAACACUGUUGCAGGAAAACAGCAUCCAUCAUCAGGGACCCCCACCACCCAGGACAUGCUUCCUUCUCAGCUGCAGCCAUCAGGAAGAAGGUACAAGAACCUCAAGACUCACAACACAAGUUUCAGUAACAGUUACCACCACUCAGCCAUCAGGCUCUUAAAACGAAGGGGAUAACUUUACACAACUUCAGUUGCCCCAUCAUUAAAAUGUUCCCACAACCAAUGGACUCAAUUUGAGGGGCUCUUCAUCACAGGUUGUUGAUAUUUAUUGCUUAUUUACUUAUGAUUGUUGUUUCUUCUGUUUGUAUUUGCACUGUUUGGCAUCUUUUGCACACUGGUUGAAUGCCCUAGUUGGGCAUUGGUUCUGUUACGGCUAUUAUUCUGUAGAUUUGAGUAUGCCCACAAGAUAAUGCAUGUCAGUGUUGUAUGUGGAGAAAAUUAGAAUAUGAAAGAAAGGAUGUAACACUGAGGCUUUAUAAGACACUGAUGAGGCCUCAUUUGGAGUAUUGUGAGGAGUUUGUGCCCCCUUAUCUUAGAAAGGAUGUGCUUGCACUGGAGAGGGUUUAAAGGAGGUGCAUGAAAAUGAUUCUGGAAUUGAAAGGUUUAUCAAAUGAGGAGCAUUUCAGAAGAAUUGGGGGAUGGGGGGGAUCUCAUUGAAACCUAUCAAAUGUUAAAAGGCCUCGAUAGAGUAGAUUUGGAGAGAAUGUUUCCUAUGGUGGAGGAGUCUAAAACCAGAGGACACAGCCUCAAAUUAGAGGGACAUCCAUUUAGAAGGGAUACAGAGAGGAGGCAGGAGAUUGGGGCUGAGAAAGAAAUGGGUCAGUCAUAAUAAAAUGGUGGAGCAGGCUUGAUGGUCAAAUGGCCCAAUUCUAUUCCUAUAUAUGUGGUCUUGUAUCUGUACUUUGAUAAUAAAGUUACUUUGAACUUUGAGUAACCAUCAAUUAUACUUACCGUGCUAGCUCAUGCUGCACUGUGGCAAACCUGAUCACCUGGCUGUACCUCUACUUUUGGCUCGAGGCAGAGACUGAGAACUCCAGCACCAAUAGUGAAGAUCAUAAAGGCAUGGCCAAGGGAGGAGGAGGAGCUUAGAUUUGAUGGACUGGGCUAUAUUCAUGAAUCUGAGGGCUAUGGCUGUAUCCACUUCAUCAAGACCAGUGUGCCUUCCAGAAUUCUCCUGACAGAUAAACCAGGAGUUUCGCAAUCUGCUAAGCACUGGCACAAUGGUGUUCAAGGCCUGUGAUUCAGAACCCUACAAGGGUUUAACCUAUGGAAGCCUUUCAAGAGAGUGAAAAGGCUGUUUUGUAUGAAAUUAGAGGCAAGCGGUUGCAUGACAAUUGUGGCAGAGUUUGCAUGGUACUACUCCCUAUUAGGCAAAAUCUAAUAGCAUAAAUGGAAGUGAUGCUUCACACCCCAAUGAGCUCAACACCUUGUACAUCUGCUUUGAGAGGGAUAAUAUUGCUACACUAAUGCAAAUGCCCACAGCAUCCAGUGACCCAGUGAUCUCCGUAUCAGAAGUUGAUGUCAGAAUACCUUUCAAAAGGGUGAACCCUAGCAAGGCGUCAGGUCCCAAGGGUUUACCUAGCUGGAUACUGAUAACCUGUGCCCAUCAACUGGCUGGAGUAUUUAAGGACAUCUUCAACUUCUCACUGCUGCAGAUUCCCAUCUGGUUCCCAUCUGCUUCAAAAGGGCACAUUCAUACCAGUGCCCAAGAAGAGCAGGGUGAUCUGCCUUGAUGACUGUUGACCAGUAGCACUCACAUUAAUUGCAAUGAAGUGGUUCAAAAGGUUGGUUAUGGCUAGAAUUAACUCCUCCCUCAACAAAGACCUGAAUCAUCUGCAAUUAACCUACAUCAACAGAUCUACAGCAAACACUAUCUCUCUGGCUCUCUAAUUUGCCUUGAAUAACAGCAAAAUGUAGGUCAGACUGCUGUUUAUCAAUUACAGCUCAGCAUUCAAUACUAUUAUCCCAUCAGUAUUUAUCACCAAGCUUCAAAACCUGGGCCUCUGAAACUAGAUCCUCACUUUCCUCGUCAGGAGUCCAUAGUCAGUAUGAAAUGGUAGUCACAUCUUCUCCUCACUGACAGUCAACACAGACAAACCUCAAGAUAUGUGCUUAGCCCACUGCUCUUCUCUCUUUACACACAUAACUAAUAGCUAAGCACAGCUCAAACACUUUACAAAUUUGCAGAUGACACCACUGUUGUUGGUAAAACCUCAGAUGGCAAUCAGAAGGCGAGAAAUGAUCUGGCUGAAAUGUGUCAGAACAACAAUCUAGGACUCAACAUCAACAAGACCAAGGAAUGGACUGUUCUCUCAGAAAGGGGACAUCUGGAGAACAGGUUUCGGUCCUCGUUGAGGGGCAAGCACUGGAAUGGGUGAACAACAUUACAGUAUGUUCCUGGUGUUAACAUCACUAAGGAUCUUUCUUGCGCCCAGAAUAUUGAUGCAUUCAAACAGAAGGCACACUAGCUUCUCUGCUUCAUUAGAGCUUAAGGAGUUUUGAUAUGUCACCAUAAACUCUUGCCAGUUUCUACAGAUGUAUGGUGGAGAGCAUCUGACUGGUUGCAUUACUGCCUGGUGUAGAGGCUCCAAUGCAUAGGGUCAAAAGAGAUUGCAGCAGUGUGGUGGACUGGGUCAGCUUCCUCACCAUCGAUGACGGCUUUAAGAGGUGGUGCCUUAAGGUGACAUCCAUCAUUAAGAACACUCACCAUCCAGGACAAGCCCUCUUCUCAUCUAUCAUCAGGGAGAAGGUACAGGAGUCUGAAGACUCACAGUCAACAAACAGAAACAGUUUCAUUGCCUCUGUCAUCAAAUUUUUGAAUGGUCCAUGAACACGACCUUGUUAUUCCUUUUUUGAAAAAAUUAUGUAUAUUGUAAUUUAAAGCCAUUUUAUGUCUUUGCACUAUACUGCUGCUGCAAAGCAAAAUAUUCAUGACUUAUAAGAGAGUGACAAUACAAUCUAUUCUAAAUGAGCUGCCAAAGGUAGGUACAUGAACUACAUUUAAAAUAAUUCACUUGGACAGGUGCAUGGAAGGGAAGGAUGAAGAUUGGGCCAAAUAUGGAAAAUGGGACUAGAUUGGGUGGGAUCUUGGUCAGCAUGGGCCAUUUAGGCUGAAGGGCCUGUUUCAUUACUGUGUUAGAAAGAUUUUGGCUGUCCCUACCCGCUCAUAAUUUUAUAAACUUUUCCAGUCUUCCCAUCAGCCUCUACUCUAGAGAAUGCAUUCCUAGUUUGUCCAACCUCUUGUAGCUAAUUCCCUCUAAUCCAAGCAGCUUAUUGUUAAACCUCUUCUGCACCCUCUUGAAAGCCUCCACGUCCUUCCUUUAAGGAGUGCAUGCUCAUAAUGCAGUUGUAUUAAACUUUCCCAGUGCAGCCAAGCCUAAAUUGUACAUAACUUCACCAUGACUUUAUGACUCUUAUAAUCUGUGCCCCUCCCAAUGAAGGCAAACAUGCCACUCACCUUCUUUACUACUUGGUUUACUUGCAUUGCCACUUUCCGGUGGCUAUGGAAUUGGACCACACGAUCCCUCUGUAUAUCAUUGCUGUUAAUCAUCCUGCCAUUAACUGACAUUUCCCUUUACAUGCGACCUCCAAAACUGCAACAUCUCUCACUUGCCUCAAUUAAGCUCCAUCUGCUAAGUCUGGAAACAAUGUUUGACAGUUUUACUCAGGAUGUGUCCCAGAGAUGCAGACAAGGAGUAAACUUUCAAAUAUGGUAAUGGCAGUAUAGACUUCUUCAAAACCAAGUCACAUAGAUGUACCUGUUACUCCUAUAAAGCUGAAUGUAAUAUACAGUAAGCCUGAAGCAGAAUGAAAUUCAUGGAACUGCAAACUGAUAAAUUGCCAGGGCUUAAUGACCUACACCUCAAGUUAUUGAAUGAGUUAGCUGUAGGAUUAGGCAAUACAUUGAUCAUCAUCAACUAAAACCCUAUAAAUUCUAAAGCAGUUUCUACAGAUUGGUAGGCAAUGAAUGUUGCCUCUUUUAAGAAAGGAGAAUUAGAUUGGAAGCUAUAGACCAACUGGGCUGACAUCAGUCAGAAGAUGCUCGAGCAUAUCAUCAACAGAGUGGUAGUAGAUCACUUAGAAAAUAAUUGCAGCACUCGGGCAGAAUUGAUAUGCUUUUGUGAAAGGGAAAUUCACGUUUGGCAAACCUGUUGGGUUUUUGAACCUGUAUCUAGCCGAAUAGUGUACUUGCAUGUGUAAUAAAGUAUUUAAUCAAGUUCAAGAGUAGAAGUUACUAAUACAUUUAGGGUGUGUGGGUUUGGAAUGUUAUGAAAAUGUAGCUGGAAACCUUUAGAGAAGGAAGAUCAGAGGAGAUGAUUUCCUGGUAUUGAAAGGCUCAGCAAGGGAAAGGUAAGGUAUAGUUUUCAGGGAGAUCUGAGUAAGAGUUAUGAUGUGAAACAAAAUGUGUAUGAAAAUGUGAAGAUGAAAAGCAUUAAGAAAAUUCAAAUGAAUUGUUAUUAUUGUUAAUAAUACUUUAUAGUAGUUUGGAAAAACUUUUACAGCUGCAAUUAUUGUAGUAGUUAACAGAGUAUUGAUCCAAAAUAAAUUUUAGGAAUAUAGUUAAAUACUAUUUGCACCUGUUGAUAGUUAUGAAUAGUUGAAGUAAUGCCAUAGCACAAACUGUGAGAUUUGUUAUAAAUAAAAUGUACAGUUGAAGUAAGUUAUCCAGAUUGUGACUUAUGAUUCAAUUGGAAUUUGUGAUCAAGAGUUUAAACAAAAUAUUAAUAGAUUUCUACAGAUUAUUUUCACUGAUGUAACCAUGAAUAUAUAAUACUAUUUCAAAAAUUGUAACUGAAUUAAACCUUUUAUUUCUAGUUCCAGUUUUCUUCCAUGUUUACUCAGUUGGCCAGACUCUUCCAUGCCUAAUGAGAGAUCUUUUGUUUCAAGGCUUUGUGGAUCCAAAGUUUGAGUGGAUUGGCCCUAAUGGACUAAUUUCUAAAGAAUCACAAAGAUUUGUCAUCACAGACAAUGGAAACUUGGUGUUUGAUACCAUUUAUGUAGUUGAUUCUGGAAAUUACACCUGCAAUCUUAUGUACAGACUUGAUUUGAAACAAGUGACAAGAUUGGUCAGAUAUACAGUCUAUGUGUAUCACAAUCCAAACAAAAGUGUCCGCCUGGAAGCAGAUUUCUAUGCAACUAAGUGUAACAACAAUGAAAUUACUAAGUUUGAGAAACACUUGCAGAAGCAGUUGGAAGAUGCUGUCCAGGAUUUGCAGUGUGAGGUGCAUCACUGGAAUUCUGCAUGUCACGGUAUCAAACCCUCACCAAUGAGUCAUAUAUUUAAUUUUCAAUUCAUUGUGUUUCCAUUUGCACUUGGCUGGGCUGAUGACUGUAGUGAUCCACAAUGUGACCAACAGUCAGAAGAACGUGUAAAAAAGGCAUACACACGAAUCAGAUCUUUCAUUGAGGACUAUCCCUUCAAAAGGAAGCUCCAAAAUAUUGACUACAUUGCAAAUUCUCUAAAUGGUGUGAAAGUAGAUCACUGCAAACCAGGAUUUGGCAAAAAUGUCAUAACAAGUAACCAGUGUGAAGGGUGUUGUGUGGCAUGUCCACCUGGACAUUUCAGUGCAAGGCAAGAUACAAUCUGCACUCCAUGUGCCUUUGGUUCAUUUAAUAGGCAUUAUGGAAAGACUGAAUGCACAAACUGCCCACAUAAUGAAGCUACCAACAGAAGUGGGGCAACAUCUCAACAAGAAUGCCAUUGGAUAAUAUAUCAAUGGAUGUUACCUGUGACCUCUACAAUAGGAACUUGCAUCUUUUUAAUAACCAUUUGGAUAAUAUGUCGGAAGUAUUGCAAGACACCAAUGAAGGGGAAAUACGUUCAGGUGAAGGAGGAAGAUGUAAAAGAAGAGGUGAAAACACUGGCAAAUAUUAUUAAAAAUGUUGACUUAUUGGAACAGAAAAGCAAGUUAAGGCCUUCAGAAUUUAUUGUUAGGCAUUCUCCAAAACAUGGAGUAGAAUUUUCAGAUGACCAGUGCAUUGACUUACUUAGUGAAACAGACACUGAAACAUGCAGGACCUUUGACACUUUGAAGUCUGAUGAAACUACAUGCCCAAAGAGCAGUAUGGAGGAAUGCAUUUCUCCAUACACAUCAGAUGAUUCCUGCUUUACAUCAAGAAGUUCAACUCCACAAAAUCUAGAAGCAAUCUUCAGGCAUGGAAGGUAGUUCAUAAACUUCAUGCCAAGAUCUGUACCGACGUAAAAUCUCACAACAAUAGUCUGUAAAUUGCAGGCUGCAUAUUGUUCUUUGAGGGCGUACCUGUAGAUAAUGCUAAAUAUAAAGAGAUCGAAGAUAGAAUGUCAUAUCAUCUUAAAGUGUUUAUUUAAAUGCUUUAAUUCAUCAAUGUUAACAAAAUGGUUUAAAUUAUACUGUAUACAUAUGAAAACAUACACAUGGGAAUAAAGUUCAUAUUCUGAUAU
Messenger RNA from Hypanus sabinus (Atlantic stingray), 7763 nucleotides. Its product is annotated as zona pellucida-binding protein 2-like. Gene Ontology annotation, cellular component: extracellular region; acrosomal vesicle; zona pellucida receptor complex. The record is from RefSeq and is a predicted model, not a curated record. The coding region runs from base 6208 to 7509 and encodes 433 amino acids. Gene Ontology annotation, biological process: acrosome assembly; binding of sperm to zona pellucida. The transcript is spliced from 9 exons. NCBI's taxonomy places the organism in Eukaryota, Metazoa, Chordata, Chondrichthyes, Myliobatiformes, Dasyatidae.